Messenger RNA from Tuber melanosporum (Perigord truffle), 963 nucleotides. RefSeq lists its product as uncharacterized. Bases 1 to 963 code for a protein of 320 amino acids. Lineage: Eukaryota; Fungi; Ascomycota; Pezizomycetes; Pezizales; Tuberaceae. The record is from RefSeq and is a predicted model, not a curated record. The transcript is spliced from 3 exons. Gene Ontology annotation, molecular function: GTPase activity. Gene Ontology annotation, cellular component: cytoplasm.
AUGCCCUUCGCACAACUAGUGAUUGGCCCCCCCGGCUCAGGGAAAUCCACCUACUGCAAUGGCAUGUACCAGUUCAUGUCUGCCAUCGGGAGGAAAUGCUCAAUCGUGAAUCUUGACCCGGCAAACGAGAAGACGACGUACCCGUGCGCACUGGACGUGCGUGAGUUGAUCACGCUGGAGGAGGUCAUGGAUGAGGAAGGAUUGGGACCGAACGGCGGGAUUAUGUAUGCGCUCGAGGAGCUGGAGGGGAAUGUGGAGUGGUUGGAGGGGGGGCUGAGUCGAUUGGGUCAGGAUUAUGUCUUGUUCGAUUGCCCGGGGCAAGUAGAGCUCUUCACGCACCAUGCCAGUCUUAGGAAUAUUUUCUUGAGGAUACAGAAAUUGGGGUAUAGACUAGUGGUAAUACACCUAGUAGAUUCCCACUACUGCGCCGACCCAUCAAAAUACAUCUCCGUCCUUCUCCUCUGUCUCCGCUCAAUGCUCCAACUUGACCUCCCACAUAUCAACGUUCUGUCAAAAAUCGACCUGAUAAACCAAUAUGGUCCGCUGGCUUUCAACCUUGAUUUCUACACAGAGGUGCAGGACUUGACACAUAUGCUACCGUUACUAGAGGAGGACCCCCGACUAAAGAAAUACGCCAAGCUGAAUGAGGCGAUCGUGGACCUUGUCGAUAGCUUUGGCUUGGUCAGUUUUGAGACAUUAGCGGUUGAGGAUAAGCUCAGCAUGACGCAUAUGCUACAGGCGGUUGACAGGACCGGCGGGUAUGCUUUUGGAGAAGCGGAAGGCGCUGGCGAUAAUGUUUGGACACUGGCGAUGAGAGGAGGGUGGGGGGUUGGGAUGUCUGCACAGGAUAUUCAGGAGCGGUGGAUAGAUAAUCGAGAGGAGUAUGAUGAGUUUGAGAGGAAGCAAAUGGAGGAGCAAGCUGCCAAAUCUAAAGCCGAGGCGGAAGCUGAUGAAUUCGUGUAA